AUGAGAGUUGCCGGCAGCACUCGCGCUGCCUUACGUCAAGUUCUGCUAAGUCGGGACUUGGCGGACCAAACCGAUGCAGUGCUCGACAGAGCCGUACGACUUGCCAGGCAGGAAGUGGGAAGGAGGCGGCCCACCAAUCUCGAAGAAGAGCGUUCCGCUUUCUCAGCUGCACUCAGCGGGCUUGGAGGCUUGACGCAGCCAUACGAGAUUGAUUGGGAAGUCGAAGAUUUCAGCUCGCUGAUGUGGGAAUUGUGGUCAAGUGCGACGCAGGGCACUCAGUCAGCGACGCGUCUUCCAUGCUUGUCAGAAGACGAAGAGGCCUGGCAAGAGUCAUGUGCAGAAUUGCUGGAAGCAUUGCGAGCAAGCCAGACUUGGCCGCUGGCCAAAUGGCAUUUGAGAGCUGUCGGGAUAUGCUGGUUGUUGGCAGUUUUGUGCAUCGCUGCCAUCCAAUACGGAACGUGGACUGGCCGCCAGCGACUCGGCUUGGUGUGCGGCAUUGGAAUGUUUCCGUUGUUCGGUGAGCUGUUGCGCAGAUAUACUUUCGACACCACCGACUUGCAGUUCACCCAGCCGAGCAGGCGCACUGAAGAUGUCGCUGGCGAUCCGAGUGCAGGAGUUAUAAUGCCAGAGCAUGGGACCAGCAACGUGGGCGCUGACGGGACAGCCCCUACGGAGUUGAUGCAGUCACUCAGUGCCUUAGCGCAGGUUCCUGUCCCUUCGGCUCGACUUCCUGCGGCUUCCACGGUUCGCUGGCGCCCUGCCCUAGGUCAGGCCGUGAUCGUGACUGACACGCCUCCGUACCAAGACUUCAAAGAUGAAUUGGGUGCAGUUGUCUCUGUGCAUGAUUCCGGCCUCGUGGACAUUGCGUUGUGCAGUGGUGCGAUGCUGUACCAGGUCCUGGGCACAUCUUUGAAGGUUGCACAGCUCCGCGGUGAUGAGCCCGAAUGCGAACAGCUGGCGCGGCUCAGCUCCAAGGCUUUGGAAUCUGCACCGGGCAAGGGGGCGUCCUUGUCAGAAAUUGACCAUAAGCACGCCACGUAUGCUCCGCUUUCCAUGGCUGCCAUUGAAGCCACUCAAUCCCAAGCACGAGUUGUGAAGAACUUAUUGGUCAAGUGGUCGGCUCGUGCGGCCCUCAUUCCAAGUUGGUCGCGUAGCUUCUGGAAGGAAGUCGGUGAGCAAGGCAAGUUCGAAUAUCGUGUGGAGGCGUUGCUCAAGUCAUUCGGUUAUCUCGGAAAUGGAAGCGGAACACCUCCGCGCGUCGCGGAGCUGAAAGAAAAGCUUGCGGAGCUUGAAAGCAGUGGUGCGUUGGCUCAUUCCACGGCUCUGUUUGACAAUGGUUUGCUGGAUGCACACGACACAGAGAUAGAUGAGGAGGAUGCCGGAGGUUGGGAGGCCAGUCUCCCGCCAGACAUGAAACGGGCAGGCCCAGAAAUUUAUGCGUCCUUUCGUGCUUCCGGAGCCCGAAGUGCCAGGGAGUGGCUCAAUCAGAUGAUUCCGCUUGAUCGUCGAGGAGAUGCGCUAUAUUUGGACCUCUUCAAUCAAGCUUCGUUGGUGGACUUCGCCGUGAAGGAUGCGAAGGGCUCCCAAGCUCAAGCAUUAUCUCUGAUUGCUCGCAGCGAUACUGCGGAAGUGGCUCUGAGGAGACUGGCAUCGUAUGUGCAUGAGAAAAGAACCGGUGAUCGUGAUGCGGCAGUGUCCAUGCUCGCCAUCAAACCUACCAACCUAUCUCAUGACAUUGCUCCGGCAUGGCUGGUGUCAGAGGCUGCCUUAUUUGCUCAGAGUGAGCAUAAGAGGCGUGAGCGGGCCAAAGCGCAACGAGGCGACGCUAAGGGCACCAGUGGUCAAGCAAAAGGCUCAUCGAAAGGAGAUGGUCGGGGGCGAGGUGACAAACGCCCCAAAGGCGGCGAGGCGCCGAGGGUGACACCACCUGCUACUUGUAGCACACAGACAGCCUUUUCUUCCGCUGAUGGUGAAGUGUUUCCGUUGCCGUUGCUUCCGCCACCCGUGAUCCCAGCCUCGACCUCAGCACGAUCGCGCAACAGGUAUACUAAGAAGUUGCGGCUUUGGAAGUACGCAGUCGGUUUGAUUCAUUUCUUGAAUUUCAUGCAUGUGGGCACCAAUAGACACACCAAGAAGCUUUAUGGGGCAGCGCUGGUUGAUGAACCGAACCAGGCCCAGAAAGCUUUAGCAAAGAUGGUCUCCGGGCCCGCCGGGAGGUCCCUCCGACAGGCGCAGCCGGCCGUCGCGGCGCUCGUCAAAUCCGCGAAGGUGGAUGCGAUGGGUUAUGCGACGGUUUCCAAGACGCAUGCCCAAGUGCCCAUGGACGCUUCUCGCAUUGUUGAGCCGUCGGAUGAACAAGUAGUCGACAUGUUGCAAGCACUUCCGCAAGAUGAACGUCAAUUUUAUGCACGCGAAGAGAACGUCGUCGAACUUCUGGGUAAAAGUACUGUCAUUCAACAAGAACUGGAACAGCAGUAUGCUUUCGUUGGUGGUAGCCUCGAUGAGUACCUGAAGUAUUUUCAUCGGCAGGACAUUCCAACAAACAUGUGGGAGUGGAAGUGCUUCCGUGAUGUGAAAGCAGUCGCUGGCUUUUCGGUGGUUCCCAAGAAAGAUGGGCGUUCUCAGCGCAAGCGACAAGCUUUCACACGGGUAGCAGUGCCCGCUUGGAUGAUUCCGUAUCUAGCCGCUCCCCCUAUCACUGCUGGGUCGGUCUGGGGAUUGCUGCCUGACAGCCUAAAGGCGACCAUCAGUGAAUUUGACUUGGUAUCUCCAUGUUACAAUCGGUUACCGAUGGGCUGUAGCCAUUCUGUUCACAUUCUAAUGAUGAUCAACCUGCAGGUCAUAGGGCGGUCCCUGCGAGCGAAUGCCUCGAUGGGCACAGGCCAAGAUGACAUUCCGCAUGUAGAAGAGCCAAGUACAGCGGUUGAAACAUCAGGGUGUGAGUAUUCGUUUUAUGGCUGCAGUGAUGAUGAAUGGUGGUCUCGCUUUCAAGUUGGAGUUCGACCGCGUUUCGAUUCGGGCUACUCCGUGCAGGAGUGGUGGGAUGCAAUCCGCGCAGCGCGUUCAUCCAGCGACCGCACGAUUGUUGUCAUGAACUUCUUCGGAGGGGAACGCACAGACGGUGACGUGCAGGAAUAUGUCGAAAAGCUCGCCGCAGAGGCAAACCUCAAAGUGUUGAUGAUCACAGUUGACCUUGGUUGUGACUCUCGCUGGGAUGUUGCGCAGCCGGAAACCUUUCAUGACAUCAUGCGUAUGCUGGAAGGCUAUAUUGAUCGUCGGGGGUCCGCCAUGCUCGACGGUGUCUCGAGCCAGACAUCGCCGCGGAGGUGA
Messenger RNA from Symbiodinium sp. CCMP2592, 3330 nucleotides. The record is from the annotation of a GenBank genome assembly. Lineage: Eukaryota; Dinophyceae; Suessiales; Symbiodiniaceae.